Chlamydomonas reinhardtii is the source of this 881-nucleotide messenger RNA. RefSeq lists its product as uncharacterized. The coding region runs from base 440 to 727 and encodes 95 amino acids. The record is from RefSeq and is a predicted model, not a curated record. NCBI's taxonomy places the organism in Eukaryota, Viridiplantae, Chlorophyta, Chlorophyceae, Chlamydomonadales, Chlamydomonadaceae. The transcript has 5 exons.
CUAGGACAACCUAGCUUGCUGUAUCAACUGAUUUACGCGCCCCUGCGUGCCGGAGCAGCGCUGUUAAAUUUGCAAAACCGGACUUGACUGACGACAUAGUCCACAGCAAUCCCUGUAUGAAGUUUUUCUCUAUUAUCAAUUUCAUAGAGCAAACAAGGUCAUUUGUGUACAUCGAAAUCGACACAUAAAGUUCGCGCCACAAGUGCAGGUGCAACUAGGCGAGACAGCGGGCAAUCCAGGCGAGCAGUUCCUGACGACAAACAGUGGAUGCAGAUGGAGCAAAGACGCGAUAGCACUUGACAGCUGCGGCAGCAACGGACACAAUUGAUCGGGGUCACCUGCUGCUGCCGGCCGGGCGCACGCUAAGGCCGGGUGCCGUGCAAAGGAAGUCAAGCUGCCACCCCGCGCGGGCUAACAGCCGUGGUCUUCGGCAAUCAAAAUGGUUACCGGCGUGAUGAUGGAUGGCCCCAAGUCACACGUCGCGGACAGCCCGUCCCGCACCGCGUUUGAGGCGUACAGCGGGAAGGAGAAGGGCAAGGUGGUGGUGUCCAAAAGCUUCAAGGUGGCGCUGGUCGCGCUAGACUGCCUAUUCCUAGGGUUGCAACCGGUGCUAGUGCACUUGUCUAAGAACAGCAAGGGCACCUACUCCUUCCAUCCCGUUGCGGUCAACUUCAUGGUGGAGCUGGCGAAGACGUUGUUUGCGCUCAUUGUGCUGCUGUUCACGUAAGCAAGCAACUGCGCCGCGAUCAGGGGUUGGUUGUGCGUGCGUGCGUGCGUGUGGGGGCGGGAGGGGGCUGCAGCCAUGGCCAGGCUGCGCCGUUCCCUUUGACCGAGUGCGUGUGGAUAUGGGGAAGACUGGCACCGGAGAAACCCACAACGGA